Molecule: messenger RNA, 1143 nt
Organism: Cooperia oncophora
Lineage: Eukaryota; Metazoa; Nematoda; Chromadorea; Rhabditida; Trichostrongylidae
Source: the annotation of a GenBank genome assembly
GUAAUCACGCACUAUAUCGGCUUCCGUCACGUGGAGCUCAUUCAGGACUACGUCGAUCAGCAGCAGAAGGCCAAAGGACGGCAUUUCUACGUGAAAAUUAACGACCGUCCAGUUUUCCUCAAAGGAUCGAACUGGAUACCGAUAUCCAUGUUCCUAACCCAAAAUAACACUGAACGGAUGGAAUUUCUGCUAGAUUCUAUGAUAGAGACAGGUAUGAAUACGUUACGGGUCUGGGGUGGUGGUGUGUACGAGUCGGAAGAAUUUUAUCAGUAUGCUGAUUCGAAAGGGAUCUUAUUGUGGCAGGACUUGAUGUUUGCAUGUGCCCUCUAUCCAACGAAUGAGGACUUUUUGAAAAGCGUUGAAACUGAAGUCCACCAACAGAUAUGGCGAAUAAAGCGUCAUCCAUCAAUUUUAUUAUGGGCAGGAAACAAUGAAAAUGAAAUAGCUAUCAGAUCACAUUGGUGGACAGUCGAGAACUACACAGUAAAACAAAGGGUUUCAAAACGUUUCGUGCUUUCCAGAGCCACUAUGUUGUCAAAUAUCAAUAACUCUGAAUGGUUCUACUCAUCAGAACAACUGCUACAUCGCCAGCACAAACCAGCUGGUGUACUGACUAAUCUGUUAAUGGUGUUCAGCCAUUUUCCGAUACCAUUCCAAUGCCCUCAAUCACUUGUCGACCUACAUCAUUGCGAGUAUUUAAAGUCACCGAUGUUUAUUGAUCGAUAUGCAUUCUUUUCGCAGGCUAAUCAGGCGACUACGUAUAAAAUCCAAACUGAACAUUAUAGAAGGUACCGUAAUUUGCUCCUACCGUCAGGGCUUGGGAACACUAUGUGCGCUCUGUACUGGCAGUUGAAUGAUGUUUGGGCUGCCCCAACAUGGUCAACAAUUGAUUUUGAUCUGAACUGGAAAAUGGCCCAUUAUGAAGCACGGCGGUUCAUGGCGCCUGUGAUUGUUGUAAUGUACACCUCAGGUCUGAAUGACUUGGGAGUGACGGUAGUGAACGACCUGUCGUCAGAAAUCGAGGAUGCAGCAGUGCAGAUCGACAUGUUCGCAUGGACUAAUGGAUUCGAUCCAAUCUACAGUGAAGGAGCUGCCGUUGAUAUUGCGCCGCUUAGCGCCACAGAGGUGUCGAUAUCGCAGUAA